CAUAUACCAAACUACCUUAACUAAAAAUGGCUCAAAAGCCCUUUAUCCUAUUAACAAUAUUCUUUGUUUCCUUAACCAUUGCAAGAGCAGGUCGUCAUCUCAGCGCCACAUCCAAUUCAUCAAACAGUCUAGUGCACGAUGGAAUUAAGCCGUCGCUCUUGUUGGCAUCAAAUGUUGUCGAGUUAUGUGAGCAAACUUACGGGUUCUUGCCGUGCACUAAUACUGUCUUUGGAAAUCUGUUUUUGAUUAUGGUAUAUGGAUACCUUAUGUUUCUUGCGGCUACUUAUUUAUCUGCGGGUAGUGAGCUAAUGUUGGAGAUUUUGGGACCGGGUAUCGUUGGUGGUCUGUUUCUUCCCAUUCUUGGUGCUCUUCCGGAUGCUAUGCUCAUACUCGUAUCUGGACUAUCUGGAACCCCGGAAAUAGCUCAAGACCAAGUAUCUGUUGGUAUGGGAUUAUUAGCUGGUUCGACGGUCAUGCUUUUAACGGUUAUAUGGGGAUCCUGCAUCAUUCUAGGAAAAUGUGAUAUACAAGACUCAAUCGCAAUCGAUAAUCAAGAUACAAAAGGAUUCAGCUUAGUAGGGUCUGGUGUGAGCACUGAUAUAUGGACAAGCUAUUCUGCGAUGAUAAUGGCUGUGUCCGUGCUUCCAUUUAUAGUUGUUCAAUUCCCACAGAUUAUACAUUCAACCUCUGGAAGACAAUUAGCCAUUUUAAUCGGUCUUACGUUCUCUAUUUUUCUUCUCAUUGCAUACUGCAUUUAUCAGGUGUAUCAACCUAAUAUACAGAAGCGGCGCAUUGCUUUUGCCAAGCAUAAGCAUGUGAGGUCUGGAAUUCUCAAGUACUUGAAAACAAAUGCAUAUGGAGGACUUUUAGAUGAUCACGGCCAACCUAACCGAGAAGUUCUGCACAAACUAUUUAAGUCGGUUGAUGUGAAUGAAGACGGGCACCUUUCACAAUCUGAACUAAGAGCACUAGUUGUGGGAAUGCAAUUAAAUGAGAUAAAUUUAAAUGCAGAUGAUGCUGUUUAUAAACUCAUGAAGGAAUUUGACACAUCCGGAGAUGAAGAAGUAGAUUUUGAAGAGUUUAUAACUGGAAUCGCGAAUUGGAUUGAGGAGGCCAGACAUACCAAAGUAGUUUCCCCUGUUUCUGAUCCUGACGAUACAAAUUAUAUUCAUGACUAUUACGAGGAAACAAAGAGAGAACAUUACCUUUUGGGAGAUGAAGGCGGCGGUGAAGAUGAAGAGAAUAGUGUAGAUGACCCUCGUUGGACCACGAUAAAAUCUGUGCUUUUUCUGUUACUGGGAACAAUAAUUGCUGCUAUAUUUGCUGAUCCUCUAGUAGAUGCUGUUGAUGGUUUCUCUUCUGCUACAAGUAUCCCACCUUUCUUCAUCUCAUUCAUAGUGUUGCCAUUAGCAACCAACUCUAGUGAAUCUGUUUCAGCAAUCAUCUUUGCUUCUCGCAAAAAGCAAAGAUCCGCCUCUUUAACUUUUUCAGAGUUAUAUGGUGCAGCAACAAUGAAUAAUCUACUUUGCUUAUCAGUAUUCUUAGCCCUAGUUUACGUGCGAGGACUGACAUGGGAUUUUUCAUCAGAAGUGCUUGUUAUUGUGAUUGUUUGCAUUGUGAUGGGCGUUUUUGGCAGUCUGCGUACAACAUUCCCUCUAUGGACAUCUUUUAUUGCUUUUGUGCUCUACCCAUUCUCCCUUGUUCUAGUUUAUGUUCUCGACUAUUGCUUUGGUUGGUCAUAGGUUCAACCUUACGUAGUUAUAGUAGAGGUAAAAUAGAACUUAAUUAGAUCUAAAGCUAGUUAGCUAGCUAGUUGUGGACUUGUAUUUCUCACUUGGUUUGCCAUCAAUUUCUUUGUAACUAAGCUGAUAGGCAAAUUACAUAAGUUUUUGCUAUGACAGAUUUAGGAUCGGUUGUGAGCUGUUGCACAUUUCGAAAACAAUUUUGCUCACAUACUCAUGCAAUGUAUUGGAAUGUAAAGAUAUGGUUCUUUUAACUUUGUUCUUAUAAUUUGGUGUAUCAACUGCUCUCUUGUAUCAACUAAUUUGAUUUAUGAAGUACAAACUUACUUUUAGUUUUA
Erigeron canadensis is the source of this 2080-nucleotide messenger RNA. Its product is annotated as sodium/calcium exchanger NCL-like. Gene Ontology annotation, biological process: intracellular calcium ion homeostasis; calcium ion transmembrane transport. The transcript is spliced from 7 exons. Lineage: Eukaryota; Viridiplantae; Streptophyta; Magnoliopsida; Asterales; Asteraceae. Gene Ontology annotation, cellular component: membrane. The record is from RefSeq and is a predicted model, not a curated record. Bases 27 to 1742 code for a protein of 571 amino acids. Gene Ontology annotation, molecular function: calcium ion binding; calcium:proton antiporter activity.